Teleopsis dalmanni is the source of this 3011-nucleotide messenger RNA. RefSeq names its product ATPase family AAA domain-containing protein 5-like. Gene Ontology annotation, molecular function: ATP hydrolysis activity; ATP binding; DNA binding. Gene Ontology annotation, cellular component: nucleus. The transcript has 3 exons. The record is from RefSeq and is a predicted model, not a curated record. The annotation marks the transcript as partial. NCBI's taxonomy places the organism in Eukaryota, Metazoa, Arthropoda, Insecta, Diptera, Diopsidae.
AUGUGUUGAAAGGAAUUUUUAUUUCUAGUUGAAGAAAUUUUCUCCAAUAUAAGUUGUUUUUUUUCAUCGAAAUUCAUUAUUCUGAACUUUUAAUAAUUUACAAUGCAAUGAGACCAUAUGAGAUAGAAUAUUUGCUACGUUGUAAUUAUCAUGCCUAAUUAUGUGUUGUGUCAGCAAAAUAUUGGUGAGCUUGUAAAGACACCGAUUAAUGGUUAAUCAGUUUACUAAAAAAAUUUGGCUUGAAUUUAGUACAGAUUAAAAGUUGUUUUCAUUUAAUUUUCAAAAUUUACUUAUUUUCAUGCUUCUGUGCUAUAAGGAAUAGUAACUUGCCUGUCGAAAUUUUGUGUUUCUGUAACUGAGUUGUUACUUAUUAUUUUAUUUUGAUUUAAAGAUUGUAAAUGUUUAUAUCCGCUAUGAAAAUGACUGAUUCUCACACCUCUAUUGAAAGAUCUGGAAGUGAUUAUAACACGACAACGGCACAAGUGGACACGGUUGUUAGUGCCAUAAACGAACCAGUGCAACAAAUUAAUGGAACGAAUGGUGACUGUGAAUCGGAAUCAACAAUUAUACCAUUUGUAAUAAAAGCACCAAUUGCAAAUUCAAAGUUGAUAUUGCAAAACAUGGAGGAAGUUUUAAAUUCGGUCAAAAAGAAACAUCGACAAAAACACAGACGAAAAAGAGAACAGAAAAAAUUGGCUCAAAUUGAAGCUGCAGAGGCAGGAUUAAAUCGUAUUUCAAAUAAACCCGAAAGUACAAAGGUUGAAAAAAGUGAAAGAAAACAUAAAAAGAAGCCAUUACAAGAAAAAUCUGCACUUGAAAAUGAUUUAAUUCAUACGAAAACAAAGAACAAAUAUCAAAAAUCCCCACUAAAAUCGGUUUCCAAUGAAAGUAUAUUGAACCAUUUUUCACGCACACCAAAAAAAAGUGAUAAUAUUGAGUCAGAUGUCAUUACAAAUAACAAAAACGAAACUACCAGCGUCAAUGAGAUAAAAAAAACCAACGCUUUUGAAGUAUUAAUGAAUGCACGCAAUAAAAGUAUUGGUUCAAAUUCACCUGGCAGAGAAGUAUCGGAAGUAUGUGAAGUAGAUGCUGAAAAGUCGGCAAUAAAAAUAAAACGGAAGUUAUUGCUUGAAGAUUGGGCUGAGAAGAAAGGAGCAUCCAAACGAAGGGCUGAUGAAGAAAUGCGUGAAGAAUACAUAGAACAAGAAAUGAAACAUCGUGCAAAACGAUUAAAGAAAAUGCUUACUAAUGGUCACACCCCAAAGAGCUCACCAGUUUCACGAUUAAAAGAAAAUCAUAAAGCAAACGAUGGAUUAUCGCAGAGUUCAAAUGCCGUUACUCCAACAAGCACUUGUAAAGAGAAAGUAAAACGAAAAAGCCGUAUUCGAAAACGUUUGGAAUCAUUAGAAUCAGAAGAAUCUUUAAAUGACAUUAAAAAAUUGGAUGAAGAAACAGUGGAGUUUUUAUCUAAACUAAAUUCACCUACAAAGAAACGUGAUAGUCUAUUAGGAUAUUUUUCAAAAAAAGAGUCACCUAAAGACUCCAUAAAAAAAGAAGUGGAAACAACAAAAACUAAAGAAGAUAAACAAUUGACACCAAAAAUCAAUCAAAAACGUAAUUCAAAACGAAGAACACCGAUUGAAAUAAAUUCCAGUAAUAACAUUAAGCAAACCAACGAGAAAUUGUCAGAAGAACAGUGUACAACACCUAGUGGCCGUCCUAAACGAUCUUGCGCUGAUAAAGCACGUUAUGAUUAUGAUUUGGAUGAUAUAAAUACAGAGAUAUCUAAUAAAGCUAACAGUUCAAGGUCAAAAGCAACAAAAUGUAAGGAUGAUAGAGAUGACAUCGUUGAAGUUAUCAAUUUAGAUGAGAGUAGUUCAAAUGAAACACCAACGCAAACUCCUAAAAAAUUAGCACCAGUAUUUGUACGUUCUAUUCCGAAGCCCCCACCAGAUCCUGAAGUGUUAAAAGCACGUAAGGAAUUUUUGAUGUCAGGGUUGCCGGAAAAAAUACGAUUAGAAUGGGCGAAACAAAAGCAACAAGAACUGAUAUAUGAAGAAUCAAUAGAAUUGUUUCCAAAAAUAGCACAUGUACAACAAUUUGAUGCUAAUGAUCUAUCAUUGGUGCAAUAUAAAGCUUUUGAAAUAAAAUUCAGAGCAGACACAGAUAAUGAUAGUAUAAAGAAUUCAAACAGAAAAUCUAAAAGUAAAAGUCGUUCUUCCAUUGGUAACCUUACAAGUUGCACUAUUCAAGAUUUUCGUACGAUAAGCAAAUGCAACAUCAAUGACGCGAUGAGAAAUGUUAAACUGCAGUCGUUGCCUGUUUUGCAAAAUAAAAUUAAAAUCGUUAAAAUGUGGAAAAGUAAAUUUUUAAAUUUUCCAACCUACAAGUGUUACAACCAAUUGCGUGAAAAAUAUCGAUAUUUCAGUGCGAUAGAUUCAGCUCAAAAUACGGAGCAAGUAACGGAGUCUUUUGUAGUAACUCGUCGCACUACUCGAACUACAGAGACGAAAAAUAACUUUGAUGAUAGCACUGAGUAUAAACCACCAAGUGCAGCACCAAAUGGUGAAUUGCUAUUCAAUGAAAAAUACAGACCAAUGUUGUUCGAACAGGUUCUAGUAAAUUUAACCCCUAUAACGCAGCUACGGGAUUUUCUCUCUAAUUGGUCUGAUAGCAACAGCAGUAGUGUCCGCAGCUCACAAGCAUUAGAUGAUUCUGUAGAUUUUGUAAAUGAUUCAAAUUCAAGCGCUUAUGGUGUUUGUAACACAAUGGUUCUGCUGGGUCCAAUAUCAAGCGGAAAAACGAGUGCUGUAUUUGCUUUAGCAAAUGAGAUGAACUUUAACGUUUUAGAAAUCAAUGCUGGCAUGAAACGAACAGGAAAGAAGCUUAUACAGGAAUUACAGGAAGCAACACAAUCACAUCAAAUACGUAAAGAGGCUAGUGCAGGCCAUAUUAAAUCAAAACAGAAAUUAUUGAAAAUGUCACUCAAGAAACAAAAUUCUCAAACAUUC